Molecule: messenger RNA, 5175 nt
Organism: Fonsecaea monophora
Lineage: Eukaryota; Fungi; Ascomycota; Eurotiomycetes; Chaetothyriales; Herpotrichiellaceae
Exons: 10
Coding region: 1-5175 (1724 amino acids)
Source: RefSeq, a predicted model, not a curated record
AUGACUGGCGACCGCGUCGAUCAAGACACGGAGCAGGACACUCUCCAAGGCAACCCCUCCUCUACAAGAUACCUUGUACCGGGAUGUCGCAAGUUGUCCUUGCAGCUCAACAGUGACCUAGCGGAGUCGACUGCAACAACGGACGAUACAUUGAAUGCACAGAACAGUGGGAGGACACUUCAAGGCUCAGUUUCAAGCCACUCCUCUCCUUCAACCGCCUCAACGAGACAAUGCAGUCUUGGACAUGGCUGCGUCCUCGAGCCGCCACAAGACUUAAAACCUGCUAUAAGGACAGACAUCGCUUUCGGCGAUGGACAGGGCACAGUGGGGUAUAUCAGCGAGUUUGGAGAACUCAUUCAGGUGAGGCGCAUGCUGGAUUUUGGUCCGAGAGGAGUAAUCUACGUUCGUCCCAACUCGGACAUCUUCGAAUUCGCCCACAUCAUACAAGGCUCCUGUCCAGGCAUCGGGCUGCGCCUGAAUAACAGAUCGGUCUUGCCUGAGAAAGAUUUCCGCCCUGUUUCGUACAUCCAUGACAGGUGGCCGAAGCUCUCAUACACCGCAGAGGAUAUUGAAGUCGAAAUGGUGUUUGCCGUUGUGGAUGGGAAGGUCGUGCAUCAAUGUGUGCUCUCUAACAGAGGCAGCGUUGAAGCCACGGUAGAUCUGGUAUUUGACCUGAGUUUUACUCUGGAUAACCCGCGAGACUUUUAUCAAGAUUCCCAAUACCGAAGCCCCACGGAGUUCCAGGGAGGGAUAUCUGUCUCAGGUAAUACCUGUAUCGUCCUCUGCGGCAAUGCUGGCGGUUAUGCCAAUUUCAGCGCCUCCCUAUACACGGACCAUGGACAUCCAGUGACACUCUUACCUGUCACUUCGAAAGAUCUGUUUGAGUCUUGCAGUGAACCAACAAGGCUGGGAGUGGGCAAAGAGGACGAGCGAACAAAUGCCAUUUACCAUCUCCUGCCCACCAAGGUUGCCCCGAGUGGGAAACGAGAGCUGACGGCUGUUUAUGACUUUAACUAUGAACGAUGGACAAGAGACCAGGUAUAUGACUUGAAAAUCAUGAGGCCACUAAGUGAUGAUUUCUAUGCAUCGCAACGCCGCCAUGAGGAAUCAUUUCUGACAGCCUACGAUAAUGCUAAAGCCAACGACGAUAGUGAGCAGGCAAACAAGCUCUUACGAGAAGGAGUUCCUGGAUACCACGUGGCCCCUGCACGAGAAGAUUUACAGCAAGGCACAUUGGAGGAUCUCGUGAUGGGAGCAAAUCGCCCCAAGGACCAGCAAUCACUUUCUCCAGAAGGCGAGGCUCGCGUCAUGUUUCAGGUCCCCUUCCACAACCUUGGAGGCGACCCCGUUUACUCUCAUCGUCUGUUUGGGAUUGAAUGGAGGUCGUGCUGGUGGUUCGAGGAUCAUGUUCCCAGAACCGAUGAUUUCUCAGACAUUCUAUGGGGAAACGCGGGCGAAGCAUAUGAGCAAGAAAUGAAGACACUUGUUGCCGACAAGUUCAAAUUGUUAAGAGCAGACCCCAAGACUCGACGAGUGGUACCCAUUGGCAUACCUGGGAAAAGAGACGGCGAUUGUGCUUACUUCUUCUGUACUGAGGACCUGCGAGAUGUGUCCAUGCUUCCUUCAGCCACUCUGUAUCAGUUCCGUUUUCUCGGGUGUAUGCAUCGGCUUCUUGUGAGCCAAGAAGGCAUCAUUGACGACUCGCUGAAAGCUUCCCUACUCUCAAGCAUUGAGAGAAUCUGCAAAGGUCAUCUAGCGUGGUGUUUUGAAGUCGCCCAAAAGACAGAGAGUGGAUUGUGGACCGACACUUACAGCGCUUCAGGUGCUAAGAAACUUCCUGAGGACGAUCAUCUUCACACCGUUACAAACUUCUUGAAACUUUUUGAUUUCUAUGUGGAGUUUCCGAUGGGCCGAUAUUUUGUUCUGGCCACCCUUAAAAACAGACUUCUACCUUGGCUGAAGGCACUUCACGAGACCCGGAACAAAAAUUCUGGCCUCUGGGAAUCGGGUCGAGAGACUGUACAAGUGUCGUGGUGGGACCCCAGUUACCGAGAGGACGAGCAAGUAUCGAUCCCCGAGUACGAUCUGUGUGAAUCUAUUCAGUAUUGGCAGGCUCUUCAUACCGUCUUCAGCAUCCUAAACGAAGUUCAGACAGAAAAUACUGAUUCUCAAACAUGUGGCGACGUUGCCAUGUGGACUGCGCUACGGUCUAUCACAAAGGAGCUUAUCGACAGUUUGGAAAGCACGGGUCUUGCGAAAGAGCUAGCCCCUUCUGCUCUUCGGGAGAAGAUCUUGGAAUGCUUCUCUUUCGAGAUCGAAAGGUUUUCUGUUGAGACGACGAUCCAAUCUGUCGAGUUCAAGAAUCACACACCGAUUUCGGGUUCGUUGGUGGAAGAAGUGAAACAUAACAAGAAGAGACUCCUGGCCAUCAAGCGCUGUGCUAAGGAGCGGCCGAGAUGGAAUUGGUAUACGGAAUCCAUGAUACUUUGCCCCAAGUUCGAUCUCGGUUUCUUUGAUACCGAUCGUCCUCCAUAUCGACUUGAUGAGUGGUCGAAUGCCGUUGAGGCGCAACAGUUUCAACUGGAGGCGUUUUGGAGGAAACCCCUCCGAUACAGCUUGGCCCUUAUUUUGGCCUCUGACAGCAAGAUUUCACUCGAUAAAUCGAAAGACCCAGCAGCAAUGGCUUCUACGUGUAUAACUGUUCUGCUGGGGUGUGUCUUGCGCAGCGGACUGAUGGCUGAAGAGAUAGACCCAAAAGACAAGAAGCCUCAGCGCAGGGUAACUUAUGGAAACCUGAUUGCAUUCUACCCAAAACAGAUUUCCACUCUCUCCGACAGUUCUAGAGAUGGCGUCACCUUCGACGAGAGACUUUGGAAAAAGGCUUACAAAGCCAUCCGGUCCAAGACGAAGGCAGGCUUGUACAACAUCACAAGUGUUGACAGAGCCAACGUGGUCGACUUGACUGAGGUGUGCGAACCAGAAUGGUUGUUUGACCCUCCAUGGUAUUUCGCGAAACAGGAGCGUUUGGCGGACAGGUCAGGCGGGGAUUAUGGGAUACCAGAUGACCUCAAAGAAACAGUACGCUCUGGAUUGGACAAUCUCAGAGACUUGAAUCAUGGCGAGGACAAUUUUCCCUAUGCCGUUUUCAACGAAGCAAUUGAUUUAUAUGAUCGGGAUAGCGACGAAUUCUUUCGAGAUGCUGACAAUGAACGGCUUGGAAGUGUCGUCGACGUGAUCAGGGCCGGCAAGCGUCAAUCGCGGAUUCAAGAAUUCAUCCCUAACGCCUGGGAGCUUCUUGAGCGCACAUCCAGGACUAGGACCAAGAAUGACGUGAAGAAGAGGCUGAUUCACGAGACGUAUUUCACCGUGAAGAUGUACAGACAUUUCCCUGGAGGGUCUGUAGAGCUCAUUUCUGACGAGAUAUCGCAGACGCACAAGUCCAUCAAUUCUUGGAUCACCGAGUUGCAUAUUGGCUUCUACAGAGUCAUUUCUGACUGGUCAGCUCCGACCGAUGAUGAUGAUUCCGAUGACGAGCAAGAUCCACGCAGUCAGUCUAUAUUCUCGGGAAAGCCAUUUCGACUGCCGGGCGACGAGACAAAUUGCAUCGAGAAAUGCGCAAUUUCUUUCCGUUUUGAUGGUGACCUUUAUGACCGAUACUGGACCUGUUAUGCCGCAGUAUAUCUUCCAGAAUGUGACACCGAAGAUCGAUGGUUUGCCGAUGUGAACUCGUUCAAUCUAAUGAGGCCUACCGGGGAAGGGAAUAGAGACACUGAACACAGCCAGCGAAAGAUCUUGGAAGCAAGGUGGUUUGAGAGAGCGACCAGGAUUCGCAAUGGACGGUACACUGCCACUGCCUAUGACACCUUUCGAGAGACGUUCGAGACGAACAAGACAACCUACUUCCGAUACGGCGAAACGGUCAAAUUUCUCCGUCACGUUCUUGAGAACCUAGAAGCGGUGCGAAAUGUUGCCGACAAGUGGGAAAACCGAGCAAAUGCACGCGAAGUUCAGCCUCGUUGGACGCGUGAUGAUGAAGCUGCGUAUGCCCUCGAGAUCUCUAUUUGGCGUCGCCGAGCCAAAGCCAAUGUUCAAAACAUGGCUGUUCUGAAGAAUCAGGUCGAGGCGAAACUGAAUCAUAUCAAACAACUCCGAGAGUGGCUUAUUGACGACUUGCAACUCAAGGAAGCACGAGUGUCCAAUCGAUCUGCGGACGAUGUGCGCAUCUUCACCUACGCCACCGUCGUCUUCUUACCUCUCAGUUUCGCGUCAAGCAUUUUCAGUAUGGGCGGAGCCCCGUCACACAGUACCGCCGUUUCGUUUGUGACUGCUGCGAUUAUCGCACUGAUUGCCACCCUUGCGUUUGUCCUCAACGCUGGAACCUUUAUGAGGGAGAUUGCAAAAUGGAAAAUGUGGGUUUUUGAUCUACCAGAUGAAGCUGGUUUUACCGAGCACUCGGAAAGCCAAUGGCGAAAAGUUGGACAGAAGUGUAAAUACUGGUUUGUGCGUUAUCCCUCCGGCCGUGUCCUCGUCGCCUGGAGAGUGGUAGGAAUGAAGGAUCGUAGAAAUAUCGCGGGCAAGCUUCUCCUGGGCAUACUCCUUCUCCCUUUGUUCGCCUUCACAUGGAUCUUCGGCUUUGUGGCGCUGAACCUCUACGACCUGAUCAAACUCAUGUUCCUCGACCUGCCUCAAUAUCCACGCAACCGCAAAAAGCAUCAGGAUCAGCUCAAAACUGCGAAAUCCGACGAGCAACUGUCAGCUACUCAGAAAGCCACCAAGGGCAAGGAGAAAGGAGGCAAGCUUUUGGUCGACGCCUCCAACAAGAAAGAAGCACAGAGACGUGCAGCGGAGAAGGCCAGGGAGAAAUGGCGACACGAAAGACUCAAGAAUUUUAUGCACAAACCACGCUUGAAGGACAUCUCGAAGCAUUUGACUGAGGGCAUGACGGUUGAAGAGGUCAGGGACGCCCACAGGCAAGAUGUCCAGAAAAGGGCGAUGGAGCUCGAAGAGCGCAGGCAAAAAUACCGUCACGCGAUAGAGAAUGUCUCUAACUUCAGCGACACCGAAGAUGAAGACGAAAAGGCAACUCAAUCGCACAGGCGGAAUAAGCGUCUGGCCCCAAUCUUCUGGAGAAGACGGCAAGAACUUGACGUCGAGGCCGUGGGACAUGGAGAUUGA